CUUCAGCACUGGGCUGUAUUCUGUGUGGUUGCAUUAGUGUAUUGUAUUUCCCGGUGGUGAAUGAAAACUGAGAAGUGCACGAAACUGAACGAGAAUUGCGGUACGCUUUGUAUCAAAACAUGAAUGACCAAGAAACUCAGUGAAUUGUUAAUGAGACACACAUGUAAGAACAACUAGUAGCAACAUGGCAUCUGCACAGGACAGGAUGAAAGUAAAACGUGUUCCGUACGAUACAUGGAGCACAAGAGAGCAGCUAUGCUUGGCUGCAAGCGUAUUGUAUUCUGGGGAGAAUGUUCAGAAUUGGAAGGCCGUGUCCGAAUCAUUGGAGCCGUUUGCUGAAAAAGAAGCAUUGCGACCACCUGAUUGGUUUUCUCAAAAGUCUUGUGCCGUUCAAUAUUCACACUUGUUGGAAACAGCGGAUACUCCGAAAAGGAAAAAAAGGGAGAGCGGAGAAACGCAAGCUGAAUCCAUAGUGAAUCGAUUAACACAGGAAAGAAUUGCGGAACUGAAACAAAUUCUUGCGUUUCAAAGAGACGAAUAUCAACAGCUCAAAGCGGAAGUAAACCUUCUAAAAUGCGGCCCCUUAUCCGACGAUAAGCUGCAGAAAAUGUGGCAAGUCAUCGAACAAGAAGAACGGGAACAGGAGCAAAAAGUCAGAGCAUACGCCGCAUGGCUAACCAAACGACAACAAAAGCAAGAAUCUAUGAUAACACCGCUACCACCUGUACAACGAAAAGCGGUAGACAGUGUGAUGGAAAACCACGAUGCUUCUGUAUCGGAGUCAUCGAAUAAUGACGAGGAUGAAAAGAAACGAGGGGGCAGAUCGCCGCUCCUGACAAGCUUAUUAAAGUCCACCAGCCCAACGACUCAAGUACAAACACCACCGACGCCAACAAAAGCUAGCUCCCCUACCAUAGCCAGUCUCCUAGUUUCGAGUCCAAAGGUCCCGAGUUCCCAGCUAGAUCGUGGUCUGGUACAAAACGUUUCUUCCCAAUUGCAGCAGUUGGUCUCUACCGCAAUAGCAAACGCGCCACCCGAAAGACCUUCAGCUGGUGCGCCAACGCUUUCUAUGCUUUUGGAAUUGCCGGCAAAUCCACAGCGAGGAUCGUUACCAAACUUGCAACCAUCCUCUACGGUAACAACGCAGCUUAGUAUGCCUCCCGAAAUUCAUUCUUCUCUACCAACCAACGCACCGUCAACAUCCGAAGGCGUUUUACAAGUAAUCAAUCCUCCACCGCCGGUAUCGGUAUCUCAGAAUAUCCCAGUAACAGAGAGUAUGGUACAGAUAAUAGACCAUAUAGACGAAGUUAUUGGGAAGGAUAUAAUGGCCGACGUUAUUGACAAAGAUGAAAUAAACGAAAUCAUUGGAGAUAUUGAGGAGUUGAUCAAAGAGGAGAUCACUUCAAGCCCAAGAACGAACGAGACUCCACCCACGGCCACUGUUGUGGAACCAUUGACUGUACAAACGGUUCAAGAAACUGUCUCAAAGCGUCCCGAACCUCGCCCGAAACCUCGUCCAGAACCUCGGAACGUCGAUGAGCCAGUAUCAUUGUCGGAUUCACCUGAAAGUGAACUAGCAAUAGAAGAUAUUGAUUCAAGUACGUCAAAUAUCGCGGAAAUCAUUGGAACCGUAGCUGUUGAAUCUACGGAGUCGAAAAUAAUGGUCACUUGCCAAUCGCCGAAGGUUGAGGAGAAAGCCAAAUCAGAGGCUGGGGAUGCGGAUGAGGAAAACAUGGGUAACGAAUCGUUAGCAGAGGAACUUCGGAAUUCCCCUUAUGAAGGAGACGAUACUACCGAAGAAGUGGAGUUGAGUCCCAAAAGCGAAGGAAAAGAGUCUGAAAGCAACGAAAACACGCCGACGGAUACAAAAGGGUCGGAAGACCGGAAUAUGGAGAAGAGUGCCACACCAGAGGUGACGGAAGAUGCGAUAAAGGAAGAAACUGACCUCAUCGAAGCUGAGAAGGAUACAACAAGCGACAGUACAAGUGAUGAGAAAGAGCCUGUUCAGGAAUCGGAGAUUAAACAAGAACCGCAAAUAGAUCAACUGGAAAUGGAUCUUGCUGAGAUAACCGGGGACCCACAAGACAAAUCGGCUGAGGCAGCGCCCGCCAGUGUAUCGUCCGAAACUUCAAACGACGGAGCUAGUGCAGAGGAAGCGGAGAAAUCUCAGGACAUAAGUCUGAUUUUAGAAGAUGACGAAAGUUCGCAAGGGUCGCAAAACAAGGACAAAACACCUCCGCAAGAACAGGUAUCAGAUAUGGUGGACACUUUUGAGUCGUGUCCUGAGGAAUCCACCGUUUCAACCGAGGAGGAACCUGAUGUGGUGGUAAAAGUCACCGAGAACGUGCCAAUCGUCAUGGACGAAUCAACAACUGAGUCCAAGGACAAUGUUUCGGAAGAAAUGGAAAAGGAAGAAGACAAGAAGGAGAGCUUUAAAGACUCUAUCGACGUGAUAGUUCAUCAAGUCAACGACAAGGAGGCAGAGGUAGGCGGCGUAUCAGGGACUGAUCCAAAUCCUCCUGCUAUACCGGAAGCUGUGGAGGUUGUGAAAGAAGAAGCAGCAGAUGUUCCGGAGCCCACGAAGACCGAAGAGUCAACAUUGAAAGAGGAGGCAGAGAAAACGGUUAUUGAGAAAACUAUGGAAGCAGAAGAACAAAACAAAAUUAAAGUCGAAAUUGAUGCAGAAUCUGUUACGGAGAAGAACGAAGAGGUGGCAAGAGACAAUGAAAUGCCAGAGGAUAAACCGGAAAUAAAAGAAACCUUGGAACCUGAACCAGAUGUCAAAAAAGAGCCGGUCACUGGAAUCGCAGACGAUGGAGACCUUGACGAGGAGGAAUCUUCGUUGAGUAAAUUGAGUGGUGGUCGCACCAUGAAAACCUACUCCAAGAGGCCGGUUGUUACGAUAGACAGUGAACCAGAGAAUGAAGGAAGUGGGGAAGGCGCCGAUUACCGUGCUUGGAAGAAAGCUGUUAUGUUGGUAUUUAAUAGACUGGUCACACACAAAUAUGCGUCUGUAUUUCUGAGGCCCAUCACGGAAGAUCAAGCGCCGGGUUAUCAUUCGGUCAUUUUCCGUCCUAUGGAUUUGUCAACCAUUAAAAAGAACAUUGACAAUGGAACCAUCAGGUCUACAAUGCACUUCCAGCGAGAUGUUAUGCUGAUGUUCCAAAACGCCAUUAUGUACAACAAACAGGAUACAUUUGUCUACAAAAUGGCUGUUUCCAUGCAAGAAGAAUGCUUGCAACACAUGCAGAUAUUAGUACAAGUCACCGGCGAGGGACCGUUUAGAAGAGAAACAAGAACAGCUGCUAGCAGUAGUAGCGAUUUUGGCGAUUCGUCUGCAAAACCGCAGCGAAAAAGAAGUCACAUAACUCCUAGCCCACAUGACUCUGACAGUGCACGCACUAAGAAACGAAGAAAAUCGGAGAACGAUUAAUACGUUCAAACAGUCAAGUGCCGAUCUGUUGCUUGAUAAUGUUUCACGUAUAUCGUGUUGAAAUUCCUUUCACCAACUUGUGGACAAAGUUGAUAGCUUGCGGCCGAUUGAAGGUACAAAAACAUUAUCGGGAAAAUUGCACUGUCCACAGUACUGCAAGGUGUUAAAGUGUAAUACGCCUCAUGGACAAUAUGUCACAGCUGUAUAUACCAUAAUAUAGAAGAAUUAUCUCCACAA
Messenger RNA from Neodiprion virginianus, 3670 nucleotides. RefSeq names its product bromodomain-containing protein 8-like (gene Brd8). The record is from RefSeq and is a predicted model, not a curated record. Gene Ontology annotation, molecular function: protein binding. Lineage: Eukaryota; Metazoa; Arthropoda; Insecta; Hymenoptera; Diprionidae. Bases 185 to 3433 code for a protein of 1082 amino acids. The transcript is spliced from 3 exons. Gene Ontology annotation, cellular component: NuA4 histone acetyltransferase complex.